UCUGUCUUUCAUCUUCCGCUGAGUCUCCCUGGAAAAAACGACUCCUCAAGUUCUCCUUAUCAGCCCCCUAAUAUCCUAUUUCUCGCACUCUCUCUGACUCUGACUCUACCCCCAUUGGACAGCCUUAGUUUCAUUGUUGGACCCUUCCCUUCCGAUUACCAUUUGCCACAUCGAUUCGACUUCGCUAUGACACCUGGGCUUUUCUCUUUCCGCAACUUCUCGCAGUCGAUUUUCCCCUGCUUUCACCAAGAACUCUUACGAUGCCUCUCCUUGGACAACAUACAGUUUACGGCCACUCGAUUUCCCCAUAAUCAAUGUCAAUUUUGCGUUCAUAGGUGUUGCUGUAAACUCCGCCGCUGCAAUUGCUCAGAGAUUGCGACCGCUGCAGUUUCCAACCUUCCGCCAACACGCCAUCAUGCAUCAGCCAUGAGAAACUUCUUCACUCCGAGUGUAGUUGUGAUGCUUUCAAUUCCGUCGAUGCUGGGGAUGCACAAUAUGCUAUUCAAAGUUCACCGUCUUCAUUUCUUCAUUCCUACAUGGUGGACAGGACAAUAUUAUCAUCACAUCCAGGCUUUUAUCAAUGAUUUCUCAUAAUGUCCGUGAGCCCUUCCUCUACCAAAUCCAGGGAAAAAUCAUGAACGAUUACCCAUACUGUAUUGAUUUUCUGGUCACUAAGUUGUUUGCCUUUGCUAAAUUCUGUAUUCGGCCUCAAUGAUGAAUCUUGCUCUUCCUUCGCC
Molecule: messenger RNA, 737 nt
Organism: Linum tenue
Lineage: Eukaryota; Viridiplantae; Streptophyta; Magnoliopsida; Malpighiales; Linaceae
Source: the annotation of a GenBank genome assembly